CUAUCGUUUACGAUCUAAUUAGCAGACGGCUCGUUAGAGCUCCUCCUUUCUUGAGACUUCGAAACCCUAGCCGCCGUGGUUUCUUCGCAAGCGUUUUCCUGAAAAUUUUGCCGCGAUUUUAAGAACGAUUUUCCUCAACGUUUUCUUAAUCGCGACCCCGAUUUGUUUUUGUUUUUCAAUCGAUUUUUCCAACUAUUUUUACAAAAUCUUUCGUUUUAAAUCAAAUAUCAAAUCGAUCCGAUCUGAGGAUGUCGAGGUGCUUUCCUUAUCCUCCACCCGGCUAUAAGAUUGCAAGGAGCAAUGAAGAAGCAGCCUUGAUCGAAUCGAUUAAGCUCCAAAAGGAGAGGGAGAAGAAAGCCAGAGCAGACAGUAAAGAUGAGAAGAAGAGGGAAAAGAGAGAGAAGAGGAAGGAAAGGAAAGAAAGGAAAGAGAAGUCGAAACAAAAGUCUAGUGAACCUGCUCAGUCGGACAAAAGACCCAAGAUUGAAACAUCCCAGUCCAAAGGUGGUGGGUGUAUUGAAAAAAAGAGAUCCCCUGAUUCUGAGCAAUUAGAAAGGAGCAACCUCACUGAGGAAUUUGGUCAUGCUGUUUGUUCAGACUGCCCAAACAAUUCUUCUGACAGCACUCAGAACAGCAAUAAAAGGAAAAAGAGUUCUUGCCCACCAAAUGUGACCCGUACCCAUGGAAAUGUGUUCAAGAUCCGGCUUCCUUUACAGAAGCAAAACAACCAUGAUUCUACUUCUCUAGCUCAAGCUGAAGAGAUUUGUUCAACUUCGGGUCGAAUUGAUUUACCUGUACAACCCAAAUGUGAAUUGUCAUCUACUGUUUGUGUCCCGCGAGAUACCAUUGACAAGAUUUCACCAUCUGCUCCAAAAUCCAAACAAGUGACAGAGACGCCUAUGCAAAGAGAAGAAAUGCAGUACAGGGAUUUAAUAGAGAAAUUGAUUCCGUCUGGAUUGAGCGACACUCUUGAUUGCAGUGAUGAUGAAGAUUGGUUAUUCAAGGGAAAGUGUGAUGAGAGUGAGAUGAGAUGUGCGAAGAAGAUGAAGCCUAUGAAGAGCUCCUAUGAGUUGUGCAGUGCAACGGCUUUGAGAGCCCCUUGUGCCCAGUUUUUGCAGGAUGUGGGAAUAUAUGCGUUGCCAUUCACUAUUCCUUUUUGAGUCGUGUAUGAAAACGUUAGUCCUGUAAUGAAUGCUAUACUGACAGCAAAGAUUUUUUUUGCCACUGGUUGAGGUGUAUAUUUAUUUAUUUAUUGGGGUUUGAUGCUGCUGCUAAGUACGUGUUUUAGGCCCCUUUGACAAAAUAGCAUUUCUAAAAUGGUUAGGAUGGUUAGCAACUUAGGAUUUGAGCAAAUUAACUUUUUCUGAUAGCAUUUGCAGUGUUUUACGGCUUUUACGUGAACUUGGAUUCUAACAGUUAGAAAAUGUCUAGUAAUAAACAAUCUAAAUGUUUCUAUUA
Messenger RNA from Cuscuta epithymum, 1458 nucleotides. The record is from the annotation of a GenBank genome assembly. NCBI's taxonomy places the organism in Eukaryota, Viridiplantae, Streptophyta, Magnoliopsida, Solanales, Convolvulaceae.